GAUAUCACUGCGGACCAGGAAGGAGAGAUUCAAGAGGCUUUUGCGUUAUUUGCCAGACCGCAUGAAGAGUUUGAGGGGAAAGAGGGAGUCAUUGCGACCAAUGACGUGCGGAGAUGCCUCGUCGCUCUGAAUAUUCCUCCUACCGAUGCGGCAGAGUUGAAAGAAAUGGUGGAGACGGUGGAUCCUGAUGGCUCUGGAUUCGUUCCCUUCGAGCAUUUCGUCGCGAUCGCUGCGCUCAAGAUGCAUGCGCAUGAAAAUGAUCCGGAUGCCCUGAGUGAGGAGGUUCUGAAGGCUUACCAGCUGUUUACCAAAGGCGAGGAGCGGGACAUCACCUUGCUGGACCUCCGCAGAGUGGCGAAGGAGCUUCGAGAGGACGUAUCGGAGAAUGUGCUGAAGGAUAUGGUGCGAGAGGCUACCGGUGGAACGCUGGGAGGUGUCGGGGUAGAUGAUUUCGAAGGGGUGAUGCGUCGAGCCGGCGUCUUUGGAUGA
Zasmidium cellare ATCC 36951 is the source of this 489-nucleotide messenger RNA. RefSeq lists its product as uncharacterized. The record is from RefSeq and is a predicted model, not a curated record. The transcript has a single exon. Gene Ontology annotation, molecular function: calcium ion binding. The annotation marks the transcript as partial. NCBI's taxonomy places the organism in Eukaryota, Fungi, Ascomycota, Dothideomycetes, Mycosphaerellales, Mycosphaerellaceae.